AUGUCAGCCCAAUCAGGAAUCAGCGCUUCGGAGGACCUGAUGUCCAAAUUCGAGUUUUUCCUGGAGUCUGACGAUCGUAUUGCCAUCUUUAAAAUUACGGAUGAGGUAUGUGAGUAUGACCGGGCCAUAAAACAGUCUAACGACCUGGCACAGGACCUGGAAUCGUUGGCCAAAUCGAUGGACCCCAAAGACGCCAGGUAUCUUGCUGUUCGCAGCAACGACAGCGACCAAGGGGUUGUUUUUGUGGCGUACGUGCCACAGGAUGCUCCAGUUCGCGUCAAAAUGAAGUACGCAUCGAGUACCAACUCAAUUCACAAGCAAUUGGGCGGCUCGUCCCGGUUCUCAACCAUUGCGUUUUGGACAGAGCACAAAGAGGUAAGUAUCGAAGGAUGGAACGAGCACAUUGCUCACGAAGGCGCCGAAGUUCCCCUCACUGAAGAUGAGCAAUCUCUCAAGACAGCAGUGGAACACGAGGCCCAUCGAAUGGGUACCCGGCAAAGCAACACCGGGAUUGCCGCGAUGGGAAUCGACGCUAAAAUAGAUGAGGCCGGGCGAGACGCCCUGCAGAGCCUUGCACAAGACGAAGCAACCAAGAACAUUGCUGUUUUCCACAUUGCAGAAAGCGGAGAAAUCCAGCUCGCUCAGCUACAGGAGGCUGCGACAGACUCACUGCAUAGUCAUUUCCACGAGAACGAGCCGCGGUAUGCCGUGCUCAAGCACGAAACAAAAGCGGUGUUUGUUUAUGUAUGCCCAGAUGACGCGAGCGUAAGGCACCGCAUGGUUUAUGCCUCGACAAGAAUUCCGUUUUUGAAUUACGUGAAAUCCGUGGUAUCGAUUGCCGGAGUGCUUGAGGCUUCGGAACGUGGGGAAGUGACAUACGAGGCCGUUAUCGCGGAAACGACUCCCCGCCAAGUGUCUGAGCGGGACGGCGUUAGCAAACCACGCUUUUCUAGGCCUAAACCACCUGGAAGACGCUGA
This is a messenger RNA of Wickerhamiella sorbophila, 978 nucleotides long. Its product is annotated as Twinfilin. The record is from RefSeq and is a predicted model, not a curated record. Gene Ontology annotation, cellular component: actin filament; cytoplasm. Lineage: Eukaryota; Fungi; Ascomycota; Dipodascomycetes; Dipodascales; Trichomonascaceae. Gene Ontology annotation, molecular function: actin filament binding; actin monomer binding. The transcript has 2 exons. Bases 1 to 978 code for a protein of 325 amino acids. Gene Ontology annotation, biological process: actin filament depolymerization; barbed-end actin filament capping.